This is a messenger RNA of Cajanus cajan (pigeon pea), 1988 nucleotides long. Its product is annotated as inositol transporter 1. Gene Ontology annotation, biological process: transmembrane transport. NCBI's taxonomy places the organism in Eukaryota, Viridiplantae, Streptophyta, Magnoliopsida, Fabales, Fabaceae. Gene Ontology annotation, cellular component: membrane. Gene Ontology annotation, molecular function: transmembrane transporter activity. The record is from RefSeq and is a predicted model, not a curated record.
AAUGUAAGUCAUAAGUUGGAAAGACGUGGUUGAGUGGUGGUGGUAGUGACAGGUGUCUGCUGUGUUGGAAAAUAAAUAUAGAAAAAAAGAAGAAAAAAGAGAAGGAAUUGUGUUAUAUGAGGUGAGGAGAGGAGAGGAGUGGAAGAAUUGUAGAGUGGGUUCCGAUGACGAUCACUAUGCAGUCGACGCCGGGAAGUUCUGGAUAUCUGGAUUUGUAUCCAGAGCGGAAGAUGUCCUUUUUCAAGAAUCCUUACAUUCUUGGACUCGCUUCUGUUGCUGGCAUCGGUGGUCUUCUCUUCGGAUACGACACUGGUGUCAUAUCGGGAGCUCUUUUAUACAUCAAAGAUGACUUCCAGCAAGUCAGAGACAGUAAUUUUCUGCAGGAAACAAUUGUCAGCAUGGCAAUUGCUGGGGCAAUUGUUGGAGCGGCAAUUGGUGGUUGGAUAAAUGAUGCUUAUGGACGAAAGAAGGCCACCCUCUUUGCGGAUGUCAUCUUUACUGCUGGAGCAGUUCUCAUGGCUGCUGCACCAGAUCCUUAUGUUCUCAUAUUGGGACGUCUUCUGGUUGGUUUGGGUGUCGGCAUAGCUUCAGUCACUGCUCCUGUAUACAUUGCUGAAGCAUCCCCUUCCGAAAUAAGGGGAUCAUUAGUAAGCACAAAUGUGCUCAUGAUAACUGGUGGACAGUUUCUUUCCUAUCUUGUAAACCUUGUAUUUACAGGGGUACCUGGGACAUGGCGAUGGAUGCUUGGUGUUUCAGGUGUGCCUGCAAUUCUUCAGUUUGUUUUCAUGCUCUUCCUGCCUGAAUCCCCAAGAUGGCUAUUUAUAAAGAAUAGGAAAAAUGAAGCCGUUGAUGUGCUUUCUAAGAUCUUUGAUGUUGCUCGGUUAGAAGACGAAGUCGAUUUCCUAACUGCUCAAUCAGAGCAAGAUCGCCAAAAAAGGAGCAAUAUCAGAUUCACAGAUGUUUUUAGAUCAAAAGAAAUCAGACUAGCAUUCCUUGUUGGUGGCGGUCUUCUGGCUUUUCAGCAGUUCACAGGUAUAAAUACAGUCAUGUACUACAGCCCGACAAUUGUCCAAAUGGCUGGAUUCCAGGCUAAUCAAUUGGCUCUUCUCCUAUCCCUGAUCGUUGCCGGCAUGAAUGCUGCCGGAACUGUUCUCGGCAUUUACCUAAUCGACCAUGCAGGGCGGAAAAAAUUAGCUCUUUCGAGCCUGGGAGGAGUAAUUGUAUCUUUGGUGAUAUUGGCCUUCGCAUUUUAUAAGCAAUCAUCAUCUUCAAAUGAAUUGUAUGGAUGGCUUGCAGUUAUAGGCUUAGGAUUGUAUAUUGGUUUUUUCUCCCCAGGAAUGGGGCCUGUGCCAUGGACUCUGAGCUCAGAGAUAUAUCCGGAAGAAUAUCGAGGUAUCUGUGGGGGCAUGUCAGCCACUGUGUGUUGGGUUUCAAACUUGAUUGUCUCAGAGACAUUUCUUUCAAUUGCGGAGGCCAUAGGGAUUGCUUCAACUUUCCUGAUUAUUGGUGUUAUAGGUGUGGUUGCAUUUAUAUUUGUUCUUGUGUUAGUUCCAGAGACCAAAGGAUUGACAUUUGAUGAAGUGGAAGUAAUAUGGAGGGAGAGAGCUUGGGGCAAGAACCCCAACACACAGAACCUUCUUGAGCAGGGAAGUCAUUCCUAAGGUGUGUGAGAGCUUGUUGGCCUAAAUAGAUGCAUUGUGUAGCAUUUCUUGAGUACACUUGUGAAAUCUGAUGACUCUAUAUAUUAUGUUAUUAUUUAUAUAUGUAUUCACAUGUCCGAUUAGAUUAGCGUCUUCACUUGCCUCAUAAUCAUAAUCAUAGUUAUGAUUAAAAUGCUGUACUGUUUCACUUGGCACUUCUUGUGAACGGAGAGGAAACUGAGGACUGCUCGGCAACAUCAUUAAAAUGCUGUACUGUUUCACUUGGCACUUCUUGUGAACGUUAUAUGCAUAUUUUGCUGUUUGAAUUUAUCUUUAAUAGUUUUUCAA